AUGGUACUCUACCUUGGAGGAGGCGUGACGUGGGCAAUGGGCAAGGAGGCAUGGCGCGAUAUGCAAGCAUGGAAACAGGUACAUGUGUGUGUGUGUGUGUGUGUGUGUGUGUGUAUACUUGGUUGGAGGGCGAUUCGCACUGGGGGCAGAGAUGGCGAGGGCGUCUGA
Molecule: messenger RNA, 168 nt
Organism: Bipolaris victoriae FI3
Lineage: Eukaryota; Fungi; Ascomycota; Dothideomycetes; Pleosporales; Pleosporaceae
Exons: 1
Coding region: 1-168 (55 amino acids)
Source: RefSeq, a predicted model, not a curated record